CAAAGAGGACCAGCAGUGUGCCAACAAUCUUCCCACGAAAAGAAGAAGACGACAACGAAGAAGAGGAGGAGGAAGUGAAUGAACACACAAGUAAGGAGGCGCUUUAAAAUGAAGAAGCGUAUUUAUUGUCACUUGCAAUGACGCAGUGUGUCGUUGUUCAAGUCGGACAGUGCGGCAACCAGAUCGGUUGUCGUUUUUGGGAUCUUGCUUUGCGCGAGUACGACAACUACAAGAAAAGCGGCCUGUACGACGACGCCACCGGCGCCUUUUUCCACGCGGCGGACUCGAGGAGCGUCGAGGAUGGGCGAUCCCGACAGCUCAAAGCUCGAGCGGUGCUGCUGGACACGGAGGAGGGUGUGAUCGGUGAGAUCCUGCAAGGCCCUCUAAGAGGACUGUUUGACAGGACUCGGCUCGUCACAGGAGUGUCGGGCGCAGGCAACAAUUGGGCCGUUGGACACCUGACCUAUGGCGCCACCUACAGGGACAAGAUAGUCGAUCAAGUGAGGAAGGCCGCAGAAGAGUGUGACAGCCUGCAGUCGUUUUUUCUUAUCCACUCCAUGGGAGGGGGUACGGGUUCCGGGCUCGGGACCAAAGUCCUGGGCCUUCUCAAGGAUGAGUUCCCGGAGGCGUGUCGCAUCGCCGUCCCCGUCUUUCCGUCGCCGGAGGACGAUGUCGUCGUGUCGCCUUACAACAGUUUGCUGGCCGUGAGGGAGCUCACCGAGAACGCCGACUGCGCGGCGCUCGUCGGAAACCGGGCCCUGCUGGACAUUUUGAACACGGAAGCAAAAUCCCACGGCGGACCGAACUCGAAAUCUGCGAGGAAGCGCCAGAGAGGGUCGGAGAGGCCUUUCGAUGCAAUGAAUAACAUUGUUGCCGACAUGUUGCUCGAUAUGACCGCUCCUGCCCGUUUUGAGGGUUCCCUCAACAUGGAUCUGAAUGAAAUCGCCACCAACCUGGUUCCUUUCCCGCGAUUGCACUACCUGGUCCCGAGCGUCAGUCCCGUCAGAACCGUCUCCGCGCCGGCCCCGAGCGGAGGACCGGAUCGGCUCUUCGGCGACGCCUUCGCCAAAGGCCACCAGUUGAUCAAAGCGGAGCCGAAGCGCGGCCUCCACCUCGCCUGCGCCCUCGUGCUCAGGGGCAACGUUCAAGUGUCGGACCUGCGCAGGAACAUCGAGAGCGUCAAGCCUCUGUUGCGCUUCGCCUCGUGGAACCCGGAAGGCUGGAAGACGAGUAUGUGUUCCGUGCCCCCCGUGGGCCACUCGCAAUCGCUGUUAGCCUUGGCCAACACCACCGGCGUGAAGGCCACCUUCGUGGAGCUGAGCGCACGCUUCGCCACUCUUUACAGGAAGAAGGCGUACUUGCAUCAUUACCUGCAAGUGGAGGGCAUGGAGCGGAGCUUCUUUUCAGAGGCCCUGACGUCUCUGCGCUCUUUGAUUGACGAAUAUCGUCACCUCGAUGCUGGCGCGGGGGAAUGCAUACCCGUGGCGGCGAGAUUAAACAUCGCUAAAUAAAGUGCUAUUAGUCAACACGGCAUCGUUUUGGCUCGGCUCGUGGACUUCACGCAACGGGGUGUUUGAAUGCGUUAUUGGGAUACACCAGUCAUGAAUUGUAAACAAUUGCCAAAUAAAUCGAAUUGUAAACCAGCGUGGGCUACACUAUGCGCUCUGUCAUUCAACGCAGGUCUGAGAACAACAACAACAAAUUCCCGGUGUGCCAGUGUGAAGCGAGCUACGGUUUAUUUUGAUUGUGGAGGAAGAUUUUAGGAUUGUAUUAUGUUUUGUGUAUGUUUUUGUUUUGUGUACAUCACAUUCAUUUGUA
Molecule: messenger RNA, 1818 nt
Organism: Phycodurus eques (leafy seadragon)
Lineage: Eukaryota; Metazoa; Chordata; Actinopteri; Syngnathiformes; Syngnathidae
Gene: tube1
Product: tubulin, epsilon 1
Exons: 1
Coding region: 138-1511 (457 amino acids)
Biological process (GO): microtubule cytoskeleton organization; mitotic cell cycle
Cellular component (GO): cytoplasm; microtubule
Molecular function (GO): GTP binding; structural constituent of cytoskeleton
Source: RefSeq, a predicted model, not a curated record